Molecule: messenger RNA, 3554 nt
Organism: Closterium sp. NIES-67
Lineage: Eukaryota; Viridiplantae; Streptophyta; Zygnematophyceae; Desmidiales; Closteriaceae
Source: the annotation of a GenBank genome assembly
GGAUCCUAGAAUUAUGAGACGGGGGCUUUAAGGGCUCUUGCUGCUCGCGUCUCUAAUUUCCUCGUGAGCUUUAUCGCCUCUUGUCUGAUGUUGCCCCUGUGACACGUCUAAACCGGAGUUAUCGAGUUCUGGUGAUGCGUGCGUCGUAGUACUUGCGUCGUCGCGUGUUCGGAACUAGGCGGGUGCUCCGUGGUAACGUCACAGCACCUCUAGCAAGUGUCUUCGUACCCUAACAACACCAGCAAGCUUCUCCCCGAUUCUCACUUACCUAGAAGCCAUUACGCGAAUUCCUUUUCCACCCCUCGUCCACCUUUAGCUGAAAACCGGUACGUGCUUUCCAGGUCUUCGACAGUCACGAGCGUGUUGAAGCGGCUUUAGGUCUAACAGCAUCUGUUCAGCCUGCUUCCGAAGCUGUUCCACAGAGGCACUCCCUAUUCCGCGCUGUCUCUGCGUCGACGCGCACUCCUGCGUUAGGACGAGCGAGCGAAAUCGCAUUCAUCCCCUUGUGACCUCGUACCCUCGUCCCCUCGUACCCUCGUACCCUCGUACCCUCGUACCGCGGCGGCGCUUCCCCUGCUCCAUCUCUCCCCGUCCUCAUCCCCCCCUCACCCUCGCUCUCGUUUCCGUCGGCGCUUUCUUAGCAUCCGCGCUGUAUGCUCCUGCGUUAGAAUCUACUAUCCCCACUAUGGACCGUGCUUCCGCGCAAGGCGGCGGGAAUCACGCUCCGUCUCCCACGUGGAAUGCGGGGAUCGUCCCCGCCGCGCCCUACCCGCCCUACGGCUCCUUCUAUCCUCAACCCGUCGCGCUAGGGGCGUAUCCUGCUCCGCCAUUCGCGCAACAGCCCGUAUCGUACUACCAGCAGCAGCAGCAGCACCUGCAACAGCAGCAGCUGCUACAGCAGCAGCAGCAGCAGCAGCAGGAGCUGCAACGUCAGCAGCAGCUGCGGCAGCAGCAGCAGCAGCAGGCGCAGGCGCAAGGGAACGCGGCGGCGUUUAAGAGGCUCAUGGAGGCGUUUCCGGACAUGGGGCAUAGCCGCGUGGAGCGCGCGUUUCUGGACGCUGAAUAUGACGUCGAUUUAGCCGCUGCUGUGCUCGCAUCGUCGCAGCAACACCCCGCUACAGACGCUGCUGCUGCUGCUGCUGCUGCUGCUGCGAGCGGUGGUGGUGGUGGUGCUGCUACAGGAGCAGCAGGCAAUGGCGGCGCAGAAGCGCUCCAAGUGCAGGAGCGCCGGUGGUGGGAGGAAGCCCCGUUUGCCGCACCAGGGGGAGGGAUUCCGGAGGUGAAGCUGGAGAGCGGGGGAGGGCGGAAAGGUGAGGGCGGGGGGGGUGAAGCGGAACGGGAAGAGGAGGACGUUUUCGUGUGGGGGGAAGGGGGAUGGGAGGCGGUGGAUGAGCGAGCGGGCGAAGCACGAACUCAAGGGCAGAGUGGUGGGAGAAGGAGUAGGAAGGACAAGGGGAAGAGCAAGGUGGAUGACAAGAGUGAGGUGAAGUCGGGGGUGGGGAAGGAGUGCGGUGGUUGGGGGGCGAAUGACGGGGGCAAGGAAGCGGCGCAGCCUGACACCAAGAGAAGUAAGCUGAAGGUGCCUUCACCGCAGAAACAGCAGCAGCAGCAAGGAGGGGAGAGCAAGGGGAGGGCUGGAGGGCAAGGGAGCGGGUCUGGGAACCAGGCCGGAUUUCCGGGCCAGGCAGAACGCGCACUCGCAACAACUGCUGCUGCUGCUGCUGCUCCUGCCCCUUCUGACGACCCUGCUCUCGCCGCCACCACCACUGAUGCUGGUGGUUCUGGCCCUGCAGCACCUGCUGGUGAGGGCGGCGGCGUCGGUGGCGGUGGCGGCAUGGAGUACGGCGACAUGGUGGAGUUCUUCUACUCCAUGCUGGGCAGCCCCGCAUGCAUCGACAAGGACACCAUCAGCUACGUCAUCUCAUACUACAACGGGGACAUGUCUCAGGUCACCUCACACCUCCCUAUCCGCCCUGCUCUCUCUCUCUCUCUCUCUCUCUCUCUCAAGCGGUCCGUUUAUUCCAGCAGCUUCAGGAAGGUAGGGACCUCGGCGCAGGGGCAGCCGUAUGUCUCGACUGCAAGUGGGAAAAAUCCGACAUACGGAGCCCCGAUUUCGGUAAUGGGAGAUUUUCUUGUCGGCUUGCUCCCGGGCCAUGUAUCCGCGUCCUUUUCUAGCGUCCGGGUCCCGGCUGCUGAUGGGAUCUGUGACAGUGACGUCACAGAUCCAGACGGCUCCGGAACUGCGGUCUCGGAGGGCGAGGUCGGCCUUGUGGCCGUCAACGGGGCUGUAGAUGGUGGUCUCCUUGGUGACUAUAAAGUCAGCAUCUCGGGCCAUCCGUAUGCUCUCGUCCCGCAGGGCAUUAUGGGUGUCAGUCCGUCCGUGCCCGGUGCCACACCGAAGCAGGUGGUUGGGCAGCCUGGUGUCGAGGAUUUCGAAUUCCUCGGCGCAGUUGCAAGUGCGGGGGGCUGGGAAUGGAAGGCCGAGGCGGAAGGCCAGGGCAAUGGCGAAGUGUGGAGCUUCGAGGCGGAGGGAUGGGAAGAUGGGGAUGGCCUGAAGCCAGUCCCCUGCUCCAUAUCCAGCCAGGGAAAAGAGGCGUUGGGUGUGCCCAGAGAGUGGGUUUGGGUCCAUUGUCCGCGUGGCUGCCACCUGGCCGGCGUAUCGCACGGCCUGGACUUCGAGGGAUAAGCGGUGUUGGAGUGGGGAGCCGGAGGGUUCCGUCCUCUCGGAGUGCAGGAGCUCCCGGGCUCGUGGGGGCAUCGCCGUUUCACACUUCGCCAGCCAGCUGCCAAGUACGCGGACGCCUUCUGUGUUGAAAGGUAUGCCUGGGGGAAGGCGGUCAGGUGCAGGGUGCUCGGCUGACCACGCCGCGCAUUUCGCGGGGUUGUGGGAGAGACCGAUGCGGUCCAUGGCCGCUGUGAAAUUGAGGAACGCCGAGGUGCAGGCGUCCGGAUCGCCGACGAAGGUGAUGUCGUCGGCGUACGCGAGGCAGAGGACCUCGGGGUGGGCCGCGGCGGUUGUCUGGAGCGCUGGGUGGAUGGCAGCUGCGAAGAGGAGGGGGCCCAUGGGGUCCCCUUGGCGAACUCCCCGCGCGCUGAGUAGGGGUGGGCUGUCGAACUCGGCGUCGAGGUAGAGCAGGGACGGUGCUCCGUAGGAGAAUUGUAUGAAGGGGAGGAGCGGGCGCAGGGGCGAGGUGUUGAUUGCGUGGAUGAUGGCCGCGCGGUCAACGCUAUUGAAGGCGUUUGAAAGGUCGACUUGUAGGAUGAGUGAGCCCGGGCGCGCUGAGGUAAAGCCCCUGGUGGCAUGGAUGAUGGUUUCUCCGCCGCUUCUGAUGGCCACCCCGUAUUGGUGUGGUAGGAAGUAGUCUUGCGCUGAAUGCGUGGCGGAGAUUAGCGCGGAUUUUGCUGCUAGCCGGUGGAGACAUUCUCCUAUUGCGAUGGGGCGGGUACCCCCAUCUGGCUUGGUAAGGGCCAGGAGGCGUGAGGAGGUAACGAGUUGGCUGACCUCGUGCGGCAGGUUACCCGCGAGUAACCGUUGGACGAGCUGGUGAAGAUUU